AUGAUGUUGCAGUUCUCUCUUACGUUGGUGGUUGAGGUCAGGCGUGAGGAGAGUAGACCCAAAUGGUUCCUGGUGGAAGAGGUACAGGUGAAAGACAAGUGGCAGGAAGCUGUGGAGGCAGCUGAUGAGGCACAGAGGAGCUUGAGAUCUGCAGAGGAGAUUUCAGGAACACAGGACAUCAAAGGCCUGGCUCCAGGAUACGUCAGUGAGCUGAGACUGGUCAGGGUUUUUGGCUCAGAGGGUGGGAUCUAUAAGUUUUCAGCCAAUCAUGAGGAUGCGUCCAUUGAUCAUCACUUCCAUGUUUAUGUCAACAGUAAGCCUGUUAUUGUUGCCCACGAGGGCCCAGUUGAUGGACAAGUACGAUGCAUUGCUGCAGGUUAUCCAGUUCCUAAAAUCAGCUGGUACUUCUGUGAAAGGCCCCGCACAAGGUGCUCACACCUGCCCAACGCCACCCAGUGGGAGACACCAGAGGUGACUACGCUGUCCGAGUCGGGCUUUGGUAGGACUAAGGUGGAGAGUCGUCUGAAUGUCAGCAAGGGGCACGCUCAAUACCACACCUUAGAAUGUGUGGCCUCAACAGAGGAAGAGGAGGCCUACACACUGUUCUCUAUCAGUGAGCGGAUUGUGCCUCACAAACUCUUCACACCUCUUCUAACUGGCAUGGUGGCUACUGGCGCCUUCCUCAUCCUCAUUCUAGUUGUGCUUUUCUACAAGUACAUGCAGAAACCAAAGUUCCAGAUCCAGUGGAAAGUCAUUGAGAGUAUCAAGGGAAACAACUAUAUCUACAUUGACCCCCUCCAGCUGCCGUAUGACAUCAAAUGGGAGUUUUCCCGACAGAAGCUUCGCUUUGGUAAAACCCUUGGCUCUGGGGCUUUUGGGAAGGUGGUAAGAGCCACAGCAUAUGGACUGUGCUCUGCAGAUACAGUCACCACCGUCGCUGUUAAGAUGCUAAAACCUAACGCUCAUUCCACGGAGAAGGAAGCACUGAUGUCUGAGCUGAAGGUUCUCAGUUACCUUGGAAAUCACGUGAACAUUGUGAACCUGUUGGGAGCCUGUACCACUGGAGGCCCAAUUUUAGUGAUCACCGAGUACUGUUGCUAUGGCGAUCUGCUCAACUUCCUACGAAGGAAACGAGAGUCCUUUCUAAAUUCCCGGGAUGGGGGCGAUUACUAUCGCAACGUCUCGGAUCAGUCGGAGCCAACAAGCAGAGAAGUAGCUGGUACAGGAUAUAUGCCCAUGCGUACGUCUGAGAAAGAACGGUCCUCCCAGUCAGAUGAAGUAGACGUGCUGUCUCUGGACGCUGAAGAUCUCCUCAGCUUUUCUUACCAGGUUGCCAAAGGGAUGGAGUACAUUACCUCCAAGAACUGUAUCCACAGGGAUCUAGCAGCCAGGAACGUUCUGCUGACUCACGGCAGGGUGGCCAAGAUCUGUGACUUCGGCUUAGCCCGAGACAUCACCACUGACGCCAGUUAUGUGCUGCGGGGAAACGCUCGUCUGCCGGUCAAGUGGAUGUCUCCUGAGAGUAUUUUCGACUGUGUCUACACCUUCGAGAGUGACGUCUGGUCCUACGGCAUCCUGCUCUGGGAAAUCUUCUCUCUGGGAAAUAGCCCGUAUCCAGGGAUGCAGGUGGGAUCUGCGUUUUACAGGAUGAUCCAAGAAGGCCACAGGAUGAGCAGGCCUGAGUUUUCUCCACCUGAGAUGUACGACAUGAUGCUGUCCUGCUGGAACCACGACCCUUUAAAAAGGCCUUCCUUUAGGAAACUGGUGGAGAGAACCGAACUGCUGCUCUCUGAAAAUACCAAGAACGUGUACUUAAGGCUGAGCAACACUCCAGGUGCUUCAGAGCAGCAGAGGGCACCAUCACGACGGCUGAGCUCAGUCUGCAGUACCACGGCCCCAACGCAGCCUCUGCUGCAGAAUACAGUUGAUGUCUUCCUGGACUACGUCUAACACACACACACACACAAACACACACACCUCGCUUCAUUCUGAACAGCAUUAUCUUUUUAAAGUAAAUCCUAAAUGCUGGCCCUCCUGCGGCUCACACACUGUACAUACGAGCACUCAGCCUCUAACUACUCAUUGCUGUAUCGAUCUCUGUGGUAGGUAUUUCAGGUGCACGUCUAUAUAAAGCAAACUCCAGCACUAACAGGCCAUCAGAUACAC
This is a messenger RNA of Nematolebias whitei (Rio pearlfish), 2166 nucleotides long. RefSeq names its product KIT proto-oncogene, receptor tyrosine kinase b (gene kitb). Bases 1 to 1950 code for a protein of 649 amino acids. The record is from RefSeq and is a predicted model, not a curated record. Gene Ontology annotation, cellular component: signaling receptor complex. The transcript has 17 exons. Gene Ontology annotation, molecular function: transmembrane receptor protein tyrosine kinase activity; ATP binding. Gene Ontology annotation, biological process: positive regulation of MAP kinase activity; multicellular organism development; protein phosphorylation. Lineage: Eukaryota; Metazoa; Chordata; Actinopteri; Cyprinodontiformes; Rivulidae.